Zingiber officinale is the source of this 810-nucleotide messenger RNA. RefSeq lists its product as uncharacterized. The record is from RefSeq and is a predicted model, not a curated record. The coding region runs from base 264 to 581 and encodes 105 amino acids. Lineage: Eukaryota; Viridiplantae; Streptophyta; Magnoliopsida; Zingiberales; Zingiberaceae. The transcript has 4 exons.
CAAUUUAGAUCCGCAUUCGCUGAGGAGUAAACGCGUUCAUCUCUGUGAUUUUUAUUUUUUAAUUGGGCAUUGAUGGAUCCGAACCCAAUAACCCGACAAGUUUGGGAAAAGAAAUUUCUUCCUUCUAAUAAAAUACCAGAUGGGUUUUUCCCUUUUCUGAGCGUGGCCAUAAACCCUUGAGAGCACCGUCGCCUCCAGUCCUCUCUGAAGGUGCGGGCUUUUGCGCCCUAUCGGCCGCCGAAGUCGAUGUUCGUUUGCGACCCAUGGAUCCCUCUUUGAAUCGUUCGGCAGCAGAGGUCGAGGAAGAUGAGUGGGAUACUGAUGGAUUUGUUAUCCCAAGCUUGACUAUCGAGGAUUCAGAUUUUGCAAACACAAAUGUGCCUGCAGUAACAGAACCUAUACCUCACGAGACGGCAACCAAAGAAACUGAGAAAAUCUAUUUGGGACCUCAUGGUGCUCCUCCUCAAGCCAAACAGCAAGAAUCAAAUGCAACUGGCCAUAAGCAGCGGUCCAAACAUAAACUGAGGGAAGCAGACCAAAGGUGGCAUUCAGGAAUAGGGCGCGGCACGAAAACAAGAUAGAGACUUCAACAAUGGCAACGUGCCAAUUGGUUAGAUCCACGUUGCCAUGAUUCUCUGUUUGACAAGCAUUAGCAUCAUUAUUAUUAUUAUUAUUAGACUGGUUUUCUAAGACCAUCUACUGCAUCACCUAAGUGGUCACCUGCUGUUUAGCUGCAUGGGCUUUUAUCGUCAUUGUCGACACUGGAUCUUGGUUGUUAAAUUGAAAAGCAGAACUUUUGUUUGGUUUUCA